Candidula unifasciata is the source of this 1089-nucleotide messenger RNA. Lineage: Eukaryota; Metazoa; Mollusca; Gastropoda; Stylommatophora; Geomitridae. The record is from the annotation of a GenBank genome assembly.
AUGAUUGGGGCACAAUAUGCAGCAGCGUCUGCCUUCUUUGGCCCACCAGAAAGAGAGAGACCCAUCUCUCCACCACCAGCUAUUUCACCGACCACAAUGACAAAGAACAAUUUUGUUGCUGGAAAACGAAACGACCAAUCGAAGUCUCCGGAAGAUACCCAUCUGAGAAAAGAAUCACGUGAAAGAAAAUUUAGCCGCUCAGAAUCUCACUGUAGACUGCCUAGCCAAUUAGAAUUUUGUUACAGAAUAUCUAACCAAUCAGAUUUUAGUCGUCGAUAUUCUAGCCAAUCACAAAACAAUAUUGCUGAUAAAAGAAACGCCCCAUCUACGAAGCAACCAAUCAAAUCUAACGUCUCUCGUUCAGUCAAAAACAAUGAGGCAUUUUUUGCAUCUCUGACUAUGCUAUGUUCUCAGAAGAACACGGAAGGUCGAAGAUUCUCAAAAUCUUCAUUAAGUAGAGAAUGUGCUGCGUCCUACGAUAUGGCGAUGAAAGUCAUUUUGCUGGGAGACUGCAGCGUCGGCAAAACGUGUUUCUUGAGGACUUUGUCGAGGGUCAAGGACGAGGAUGUGACCGGAUAUUGUAAAGAGUUCAGGGACGGUGAAAUGGCGGAUAUUGUCUUCCGGAAAGAUGGCCGAAGAACCAUGGUUAGAAUCAUCGAUACCGGAGGUCAAGAGAGAUACCGCAGCCUCACCUCCUCUUACUACAGGGGGAUCCACGGGUGUCUGCUGGUAUUUGACGUCACAAGAGAAGACACAUUCAACAACGUCAUGAACUGGUACCAAGAUCUGGGCAGAUACUCCACAGAUCAGUUUGUCGCGGGCAUUUUAGUGGGCACCACACCCCCAGCAAGACAGCGGACCAUCUCCUCAGACAGAGGGACCAAGCUGGCAGAGUCUCUGGGUCUUGAAUAUAUAGAAUGUGUUCCCAGCGAUGAGGUCAUGACCUCGGCCAUAGUUCAAAUGUUGAUAGAGAAUGUUAAAAAGGUCGGAUUACGCAGGAGAUCUUCGCCUGUGAUAAUUAAACCACAAAUGAAAGGGAACAAAAAAUCUUUUCGAGCAAGUCUGAGCCAGGGAUGUGUGUGCAGUUAG